AAAAUAGAUUCACUCUCGGACUUGAGACAUUGGCGGCUACCCGACCAACAACCUUCAAGCGGCCAGGCGCAGCGCUACCACCCUAACCAACAUUGUGAAUCUAUACAACAAACAUAGCGAGGAACAAAUCGAUUUUCAUCUUCGAUUAUCAGCAUCUUUGCAUCUCUUAAUCCCUCGAAUUUAUGUCGUCUUUUACUGACCACAUACUUUCUUAAUAAAUCAUCGCGUUAUUCUAUCUAGAUCUGCGACUUGAGCAUGCCCAACAACAUCAUUCCUGUGCCAUACCAGGCAGGGAAGACCCUGCAGCUACAAGUCCUCCAGAAUUGCUGCAGUCUGCCCUUCUCUCAGUCGGUUACGGCAACGAUCUCCAAAACGUUCGACAUCACCAUGUCUCCCGUGAUGGACGUCAUCAUCAACACCAGGUCAGGCUCCCGCUUCCGCGCAGUCCUCAAGCUCUAUGACCGUCGGUUCGGCAUAGAUCUUCGGAGAAUCCGGAACAGGAUCAUGCCUCUCAUAACGGCAGACGAAGCGGAAUUCCAGUCAUUCGUCCGGCGAGGAAAGAUGGGCCCUUUCAUUAGCGAGCUAGAAGAGGAAAAGAAGACCGAAAUCCUCCCUCGGUCACCUUCGCAUUUCCACGAUGACACCCCAGAAGGCAACGCGAAGUACGAGGCGGCCCUGUGGCAGUCGUGCGUUGAGUACUUCGACUGCGAGACCGAGGCAUACGCGCGGUUAAGAGACCUCCAGGGCAGGUCAAUACCGCGGAUGUACGCCCAUGUGCGCCUCGUGCUGGGGAACUCGGACGUACCUCGGGACCUGCUGCAGUCACCAAUGGCGCGUUACUUCGAGAUCAAGGGCGUUCUUCUGGAACUUAUCCAUGGAUAUAACCUAUCUGACCUACCCACCUCACCGCUGGCCCCUUCCGACCCAAAGAAGUGGCCAGGUAUAGUACAAUCUGCGGUCGAUUUUGCGCAUGAAAUUAACAGGCGCGGCGUCCUCAUGGGCGAUUGUGCGCCACGCAACGUGGUGGUAGACAAACGCUCACAGACGCCCUUUAUCAUCGAUCUUGCGCAGUGUGGGUUUAAGGAUAAGAUGAUUGAAGCAUGGAAGGAGUGGGAUGAGGAUGAGGAUUGGGAUCCGGAUGUCGAUUAUUGCGAGCAGAUGAUUACUAGGGAUAAUCCUGGGGCGAUUGGAGCAGUGAUGAGGAUGCGACUGCAGCGGAUAAAGGGCAUGGAGCUGGAUAUCAACUAUCCGAAUUGCAUGAAGAUUAUCGAUGACAUCAAACGCUGUAAAGCAGGUAGGGCAACCAGAGCGGAUUGCACAGAACCUGGUGUCCCUGAGCAAUAGCUUCGGUAUCAGGCCCAGGUGGGAAGGCGGACGGUAAUCUAGUUUUCCGCAGGCAGGAGAAAGGGGGAAGUAUUAGAGAUGGUUUGACCCCGGGUCAUCACUGAAACGAGAAUUCGCGUACUAUUAGGUCACCCUUGAGUACCUGGACAUGUAAUAAUUCCGUUAAUAUCUGCCUAAGCCAAACCGCCCUUCAGAUAUCGCAGAUAACCUCUCUCAGCUGCCCACGCUCUAUCAAGAUGCGAUGAUCUCAG
Durotheca rogersii is the source of this 1595-nucleotide messenger RNA. RefSeq lists its product as uncharacterized. Lineage: Eukaryota; Fungi; Ascomycota; Sordariomycetes; Xylariales; Xylariaceae. Bases 256 to 1344 code for a protein of 362 amino acids. The transcript has 2 exons. The record is from RefSeq and is a predicted model, not a curated record.